AUGGAGGCUAAGCAUGCGACGCCCCCGUGGCCGAAGGUCGACGUGCACGCGGCCCCACGCACAGUCAGGGAAGUCUUCAUUAAGUUUGGAUUACUCAGCACGGUUCGUGGCAUCCCGAGGAUCUUUAAGGCGAGGAAUCCGUUCUUGUCGAUAUUAUGGGGAGUAGUUGUUGUGACAUUUCUGUCUAUUUCACUCUACCAGGCGAUUUAUAUAAUAUCCGGGUACCUGCGCUUUAGCACGUACCAGGAGCAGACGAUAAAGUUAUCGCAGUCAACCAGGUUCCCGGAUGUAACAAUCUGUAGUUUGCAGCCAUUCAGGAGUUUCAAAUCGCUAAAGCGGGAAAGGGUUAAGAAGGCGGAAUUGAUAGUGAAUGAAUACUUUUAUAAUGUUAGUAAAAAGAUAUCAAAUUAUUCUUACGAGGAAUAUUAUCAAUCCGAGUUGAAGUAUUACAAAGGAGAGGAAGUUACGCCAUUUACUUGGGAAAGGAAUGGUGGGGAUUAUUAUGACGAUGAUGAUGGUGACCUUGACCUUGACCUUGACCUUGAAUCGAACCUUUGGGAAAGUGAUAACGACGACGAAAUCAAGCAUGCGGCGGGUGGACGCAGGCCUAAACGACGGUCUCCGGUUCACCACAUGUCCAGUUCUGCACGGGAUUACGUUGACAAUGAAACUAUUAGAAACUUACUGAUGUCUACGACAGGUCUUUUUCAAAACAUCGAUAGCCAUUUGAGAAAAAAAUUGAGUCAUCAAAGCGAUUUGAUAGACGAUUGUAGUUAUACGAUUCAGAAUGGAAAACACCUAGAAACUGUCGCUUGCAAGGUCAAACUGUUUCAGUAUCCACAGUAUUUUAAUUGCUACACGAUUCAGAGAAAGGUACGAAGGGGUAUGGUUGUGGGGUUGGACAUUAAGUUGUAUUUGGAUGACGAUGUGCAUCUGCUUUAUCCAAAGCACUACAUACACGACACUGACGCUCAGAAACAUGGCAUCCGCGUAGUAAUACACGAUCCCGACACGUAUCCUGAUUUACACAUAAAUGGGUAUGACAUUCCGCCGGGGAUGGCAGCCAAUUUCAACUUGCAUACUAAACUGUGGGUACAUCUCCCACCUCCGUAUGGAAACUGCACAGAUGAAAAAUUAGUUCUGAAAGACAGUCAUGGGCGUACGUACAGGUAUGUACAGCAUACCUGUGAGGAAAUGUGCAUCCAGAGAAAGAUAAACGAACAGUGCCAUUGCAUUGACCCGGGUUUAAUCACCGACGCUGUCACUUCCAUGGAUCCGAAACAGCCGGACAAGCGGCUGCCAUUUUGCGCUAACAUAUCAUUCAGUAGACAAAUCAUCUCUUCCCGCCUUGCCUGUAUGUAUGACUUUCGCUUCAAUCCGCCGGGGAAAUGCCCCUGCCCGCUGCCAUGUAAGCGCUACGAGUACACAAGCACCAGCGUCGACAUGGCAAAAUGGCCGCACGAGUCAUUUCACAUUCCUUUUUACCAAUCGACACAAGAGACUAGAAAUAUUAGCUUCCCUACGAUAGACAAACUGCUGAAGUCAUUGCACACUUUCGUUUACGGUCUCGAGCCGAUCGCGUAUGAGGCGGAGUCGGAUACAGACAGCAUCGUGGUAGAUAAACUGAUAAAGACCCAUGUGUUCCAACGAAACUUCGCCUCGGUCAAGGUCACCCGACCAACCUUUGAAAUCCAUUACGUCACUGAGAGGCCAGCAAUUGAUGUUUCGACUCUGAUGAGUAGAGUUGGUGGAAUAAUGAAUUUCUGGUUAGGAAUCACUUUCAUUACUGUCAUGGAGUUCGUCGAGGUGAUAUACGACUCCAUAUUGCUUUUGUGUAGGAGGAUUGCACGAAAAAAGACAAAAAAUGAUGAUAAAGGUGAAGUUGUUAAGACAGAUGAUAGCAAAGACCAAGAUUUGUUAGAAAAGGAUGAAAGUGAUUCCAAACCAGUUAGAAGUUCUUGA
This is a messenger RNA of Lineus longissimus, 1962 nucleotides long. RefSeq names its product FMRFamide-activated amiloride-sensitive sodium channel-like. The transcript has a single exon. The record is from RefSeq and is a predicted model, not a curated record. Gene Ontology annotation, biological process: sodium ion transmembrane transport. Gene Ontology annotation, molecular function: ligand-gated sodium channel activity. Gene Ontology annotation, cellular component: plasma membrane. NCBI's taxonomy places the organism in Eukaryota, Metazoa, Nemertea, Pilidiophora, Heteronemertea, Lineidae. Bases 1 to 1962 code for a protein of 653 amino acids.